AUGAUUCAUGCCUGGGCAAUCAAAAGGGCGCUGUGCAUUUUUAUCCUCAUCAAUUGUGUGCUAAAAUUAGAGCGUUCGCUUAAAGUAACGUGGAAAUCGAAAAGGGGAUUUCACACCCCAGUGGACGGCGCAAAUGGCUGCGAACGGGAGUGGAAACGGAGAGGGGUGUUCUUUAGCAUUCGGAGGGGAAGCAACAGGAAGGCCGCUAGAUUAAGGAAGGCCUUUAGAGGAGUGGGCACUGGUGGGAGACCGCUCUUUCGCGGCGGGAAAUUCAUUCCACUGUUUCUGUUGCGGGAUUGCCAACGCAGUGGUUUAAACGAAAAUCAAUAUAAGUUAACGGGCAGGCGGUGUAGCAGCCGUUUGGAAGUCGCCCCCAGGAGAGGGAAUGGCUUACCAUUCGAGCGGCGAAGUGGUGGAGCGAUCGGUGCAACGGGGCAGUUGGAGGAUGGCGGCCCCGAUGGAGGGUCCCCCCCCGGGGUGCAAGCAAACACGAGUAGGAGGAGCCACAGCAGCGGCUGCAGCAGUAGCGGAAGCGACGGGGGAGGAGCCCCCGAGCACCCCCAACAAAACGUGCGCAACUUCUGCAUCCUGGCGCACAUCGACAGCGGGAAAUCUACCCUGGCGGAUCGCUUCCUAGAAUUAACCAAAACGAUAAAAAAGAAGAAGAUGCAGGACCAGUUCCUCGACAUGAUGUCGCUGGAGCGAGAGAAGGGAAUCACCAUAAAGCUGAAGGCAGUGCGGAUGAACUACCAGAAUUAUAUUUUCAAUUUGAUAGAUACACCGGGACACUUUGAUUUCUACCAUGAGGUAAAAAGGUCGCUGAGUGUAUGCGAAGGAGCCAUCCUACUGAUUGAUGGGAGCAAAGGGAUUCAGUCGCAGACCCUUAACAUAUUUCUGGAGCUGCAAAAACAUAAUUUAAAAAUCAUUCCGGUGAUAAAUAAAAUCGACCUGAACGUGUGCAGGUUGGACGAAAUAGAAACCGAUUUGUUGAGCAAAUUUCAUUUUAUGAAGAAAGACAUUUUACACAUCUCUGCGAAAUAUGCACAGGGAGUUGAGUCCCUUUUUCAGAGAAUCGUUUCUGACAUCCCCUGUCCUGCCAUCAAAUCGAAUGCCUUCUUUAGGGCCAUCGUUUUUGACUCCUUCUAUGACCAGUACAAGGGGGUAAUAUUAAUCAUUAAAGUGCUAAAUGGGGUGCUAACAAAAAAAACGGAAGUUUUUUUCAUUCAGAGCGAAAAGACCUCCAUCAUUCAGGAGGUUGGGUACCUCACGCCGGACAUGAAACCCACGGAGAGUAUACGGCAAGGGGACAUUGCGUACGUCUCAUGCAAUAUGAGGAAGUGCGACGAUGUGCAGAUCAGCGAGACGAUCGUCAGCAGGGAUAUUGUUAAGAUGAAUGCGCAUCGCAAACUUGUGGUCGAUUUGGACCGCCUCGGCGGGGAGCGCACCGGUGAAGCGCAUACUAAUGUGACGCGUUGCGGUGUGGAAUCCUUGCGGGGCGCCGCCCCACCGGUGGAGAUGCAUACCGAACGAGAAAUCCACCUGGAGCAGAUGGCCGCGUCCAAGGUGGACGUCUCGUACCCCGUGGUGUUCUGCAACAUUUACAGCGUCAGCGACAAGCAGGCCAACGAACUGGAGGCGGCCCUGAACAAGCUGAAGCUGAACGACGCGUCCUUUUCCUUCAAACCCGACGUCUGUGAGACGUUGGGGAAGGGGUUCAAGUGCGGGUUUAACGGGCUGUUGCACCUUAACAUAAUCCAGGAGCGGAUCAAACGGGAGUACGGCGUCGAGACGAUUGUGACUGCCCCGUCUGUGAAUUACCUGGUGAGGGUCAAGGAGAGGGGCAUCGACAAGCAGCUGCGGGAGAGGCUGGUUGAUGCGCGCUUCGACAUAGCGCACGUUAAUGUGGCAGCGGGUGGGAGCGGUGAUGGGAGAGCUGACGGAAGCGCCGAUGGGAGUGCUGACGGAAGCGCCGAUGGGAGUGGUGACAGCAGCGCCCAUGGCAGUAGUGAUAGACGCGGUGCCGGCUGCGCCCGUGGGAGUGACGAUAUCAUCGGAAAUAACCCCCCUGAGGGACUCUACUACAUGACGAGCAACGUGAACGAUAUCCCCCAGAAAAAUUACGUCCAGGGAAUAUACGAGCCGUACGUGCGAACGAGCAUCGUGACGCCGGAGGAGUACCAAAAGCAUAUCAUGGCGGAGUGUUUCCAGAGGAGAGGGAUUUUUAUAAAAAAGGAAAACAUAAACAGUCAUGUCAUCUUCCAUUUCGACAUGCCAUUGUCUGAAAUAUUAAUUAAUUUUUUAGACCAAAUAAAGUCCUGCACAAAGGGCUAUGGGUCCAUGAGCUACGAAAGUUAUAUAACGUAUAGGGAAAGCGAUUUGCACAAAAUUAAUAUAUACGUGAAUAAUAGGAGCAUCGACUCCUUGUCUUUCCUCGCUCAUAAAUUAAAUUACCAGGAGAAGGGGAAACGAAUAGUUUUAAAAUUAAAAGAAAUGAUAAAGCCUCAUCAGUUCCUUGUUGUCAUUCAGGCAGGUGUGGGCACCAGGAUCUUCGCCUCGGAGAGGAUCAACCCGAUCAGGAAGAAUGUCACGGCCAAAUGCUACGGGGGGGACAUCACACGGCGGAGGAAGUUGCUCGAGAAGCAAAGCGCGGGCAAGAAAAAGAUGUUCAGCAUCGGCAAGGUGAAGCUCCCUCCGAAUAUGUUCACCAAGCUGUUCGAUUUGAAGGCACAGUGAGGGGGGGGUGGUCACCGCCGAA
This is a messenger RNA of Plasmodium vivax (malaria parasite P. vivax), 2755 nucleotides long. Its product is annotated as GTP-binding protein, putative. The record is from RefSeq and is a predicted model, not a curated record. NCBI's taxonomy places the organism in Eukaryota, Apicomplexa, Aconoidasida, Haemosporida, Plasmodiidae. Gene Ontology annotation, biological process: positive regulation of translation. Gene Ontology annotation, molecular function: ribosome binding; GTP binding; GTPase activity. The coding region runs from base 1 to 2733 and encodes 910 amino acids. The transcript has a single exon.